Molecule: messenger RNA, 1569 nt
Organism: Aspergillus chevalieri
Lineage: Eukaryota; Fungi; Ascomycota; Eurotiomycetes; Eurotiales; Aspergillaceae
Gene: DML1
Product: misato family protein
Exons: 4
Coding region: 1-1569 (522 amino acids)
Biological process (GO): mitochondrion distribution
Cellular component (GO): cytoplasm
Source: RefSeq, a predicted model, not a curated record
AUGCACGAAAUCGUCACUCUCCAAUUAGGGCAGCGGGCCAACUACCUGGCCACGCAUUUCUGGAACCUCCAGGAAUCUUAUUUCACAUACCAAGAAGGAGAAGAGUCUCCGGUUGAUCACGAUGUUCAUUUCCGGCCUGGUGUCGGGGCAGAUGGAUCAGAAACUUAUACGCCUCGAACGGUGAUAUAUGACCUCAAGGGUGGCUUUGGCACUUUACGGCAGUCGAAUGCACUGUAUGAACUAAGUGAGGAUUAUAAUCCGGGGCAGGGUCUCUGGGACGGAAGAGAAGUUAUACAACAACAACCAGCAAUUCCCCAAAGUGACUAUCAGAAGAGUUUGGAUGCAGGGCUACCGGCUCCUCAACUCACAUCAGAAACAGUCCGGUAUUGGUCAGACUACAACCGGUUAUUUUACCACCCUCGGUCAAUAGUUCAAUUGAAUGACUACGAGCUUAAUUCGAGGACGAUGCCUUUUGAAGACUGGGAAAUGGGCGAGGAGCUAUUUAACAAUCUUGACAAGGAGCAUGACCUGCUCGACCGGGAUGUGAGACCUUUUGCGGAAGAAUGUGAUCAGCUGCGUGCAUUGCAGAUCUUCACAAAUGCGGACGAUGCUUGGGGUGGGUUUGCUGCUCGAUAUAUGGACAGGCUUCGAGACGAGUAUGGUAAGAAAAAUAUCUGGGUGUGGGCUAUUGAAAGUGGCUCUAAGGUGCAAAGAGUAAGUACCUUAUCUUCUAUAUUUCCAUUGGAACCCACUAACCAGAUGCAGCAUCAACAAAUUAAGCGUGACAUGAACAAAGCACGGUCAAUAUACGCCAUCUCUCCUCAGUCAUCAUUCUAUACACCCAUCAUUGACCCUCCUCACCGACUACCAAACACAUUCAGUGUGGACUUUCAAUCGGAGUGGCAGACGUCGGCAUUGAUUAGCUCUGCUAUGGAAACCGUAACCCUGCCCUCUCGACUCCGUCCUUACUGCGAUUUCGAGUCUUCGCUGGCCGGUGACGAUGGUAUCCACAAGAUAUUCGAACUGCAAUCUAGUAUUCUUACGGAUAACGAGGCCCAGCACUUGACAAAACCAACUAACGGCGCUGGACUCUCGGAAGACGAAUCCUCCCAAGUCAAGACUGAAUUUGACGUGGACUUCAGCUACGACUCUCGAUACAGCAACAAGUCCCACAUAUUCAACCAAGUUCAGGUGUCGCGCGGGAUUGACCCCGAGCAGAAGAAAAAUGAUCUUCCUCCAACCGAAGAUAUUGACCUUGGCAUGCGUCGCAAACUCCGGCUUCACAAUUCUCAGCCUAUGUUCCAGAGCUUCCACACACCCCUCCGCUUCCCUAUCCUGGACAGCUUCCCCAGAAACAUGUUCCCUGUAUCCGAAGCCAAUGCUGGAAUCCAGGUGCUUUCUUCUCUGACAGCAUCGUCGCGGACGGGUGAACGGAUUAAGGCUAUGGAGGCGGUUGGUAGUCGGAUUAUCUCUGUCGAUGAACGGGAAUCUAUAGUAAAUGGCCUAGGCGAGAUUCGUGAAUCGUAUGAGACUGGGUGGAUUAGUGAUUCGGAUUUUGAUGAUGAAUAG